This is a messenger RNA of Astyanax mexicanus (Mexican tetra), 1468 nucleotides long. It is a transcript of the gene rpl3, whose product is annotated as ribosomal protein L3. Gene Ontology annotation, molecular function: structural constituent of ribosome; RNA binding. Gene Ontology annotation, biological process: translation; ribosomal large subunit assembly. The coding region runs from base 40 to 1383 and encodes 447 amino acids. Gene Ontology annotation, cellular component: cytosolic large ribosomal subunit; ribosome. NCBI's taxonomy places the organism in Eukaryota, Metazoa, Chordata, Actinopteri, Characiformes, Acestrorhamphidae. The record is from RefSeq and is a predicted model, not a curated record. The transcript has 9 exons.
GAUUUCUGUAUCGCUUUACAUGAGAGUUCACGUGCUUCAAUGACGCUACUGACGCAACGACGCACGGAGGCGCGCGCGUUCACGUUGCGUAUAAAAUGUUUGAGGCCGCCUCUGUACGGUCUCUUUCUCAAUCGGGGACAACAUGGUGAGUUUGGUUUUCUGACAGUAGCUGAGUCUCACCGUAAGUUUUCGGCUCCACGCCACGGGUCUCUGGGCUUUCUGCCCCGCAAGAGGAGCAGUCGCCAUCGUGGUAAGGUAAAGAGCUUCCCCAAGGAUGACCCCAGCAAGCCCGUUCACCUCACAGCCUUCCUCGGCUACAAGGCUGGAAUGACUCACAUCGUCCGUGAAGUGGACAGACCUGGCUCAAAGGUCAACAAAAAGGAGGUGGUUGAGGCAGUCACAAUCGUCGAGACUCCUCCCAUGAUUGUGGUUGGCCUUGUGGGCUACGUCGAGACACCUCGUGGUCUGCGCUCCUUCAAGACCAUCUUCGCUGAGCAUCUCAGUGAUGAGUGCAGGCGUCGCUUCUACAGAAACUGGUCUAAGUCCAAGAAGAAGGCUUUCACCAAGUAUUGCAAGAAGUGGCAGGAUGAUGAGGGCAAGAAGCAGCUGGAGAAGGACUUUGCUUCCAUGAAAAAGUACUGCAAGGUCAUCCGUGUCCUUGCUCACACACAGAUGCGACUGCUGCCCCUGAGGCAAAAGAGGUCCCACUUGAUGGAGAUUCAGCUGAAUGGAGGCACCAUCUCCGACAAGAUUGACUGGGCCAGAGAGAAGCUUGAGCAGGCUGUUCCCAUCAACACUGUGUUCGGCCAGGAUGAGAUGAUUGACGUCAUUGGAGUAACCAAGGGUCAUGGCUACAAGGGUGUGACGAGCCGUUGGCACACAAAGAAGCUGCCCCGCAAGACCCAUCGUGGUCUACGUAAGGUGGCCUGUAUUGGUGCCUGGCAUCCAGCUCGUGUGGCCUUCUCUGUUGCCCGUGCUGGUCAGAAGGGCUACCACCACCGUACUGAGAUUAACAAGAAGAUCUACAAGGUUGGCCAGGGUUACCACACCAAGGAUGGCAAGCUGAUCAAGAACAAUGCCUCCACUACCUACGAUAUUUCCAACAAAAGCAUCAACCCAAUGGGUGGAUUUGUCCACUAUGGUGAGGUGACCAAUGACUUCCUGAUGCUGAAAGGCUGCGUGAUUGGAACCAAGAAGAGGGUGCUGACUCUGCGUAAGUCUCUGCUGACGCAGACCACCCGUAAGGCCCAGGAGAAGAUCGACCUCAAGUUCGUCGACACCACUUCCAAGUUUGGCCAUGGGCGCUUCCAGACUAUGGAUGAGAAGAAGGCCUUCAUGGGACCACUCAAGAAGGACCGCCUUGCCAAGGAGGAAACUGCUUGAGCUUUCAUCAGCCCUGCUCUGCCUGUGGAUUCAUAAGUGGUCAUGCAGCACUGCAGAAUUAUUUAAUAAAAAGCCCAAAAAAACA